AUGUUAUCACUGCUGUUAAUCAAGCCAAAGCAAAUCACUAAAUCACGAAAAUAUGUUUUCAAUAUUGCGGAUGAACGUAGCGUAUUUACGUUCAACUACACUGAACUAAUCCUCACCACAGUAAAACCAGCAUCCAUUCAACAGUUGUUUAACUCCAACACUGCAUGUGUACGCAUCGUGUUAUUUUUGGUGUAUAGAGUGGAAAUAGGGGAAGAGAGGGAAGCGAUAGAUCAGAAAAUAACGCAGGAAAAUGACUUUGUUUAGUAUGAAUCUCUCAAGCAACAUUGCCAGAAUAAUUACGUUUUAAUUUCCAGCCUUCCGAUCUGGAUAAUUUUCCAACCAUAAGCACUACAUGUUUUGCGGCAAAAAGAAGGCACCGUCCGUAAUUCCCACAGAUCCGCAUAUUUCCGAUGUCUCAGACGACGAUUUCAGUGACGGAGAAAAUAUUUCCCAAACAAAUGAGCUUAACGAUGAAGAAGAAGUGCCUUCAGGACUUGACAACAUUGCAGUUCCCAUUCAGUAAU
Messenger RNA from Acanthoscelides obtectus, 524 nucleotides. NCBI's taxonomy places the organism in Eukaryota, Metazoa, Arthropoda, Insecta, Coleoptera, Chrysomelidae. The record is from the annotation of a GenBank genome assembly.